GGUUGAGUCGACCAGUCCUGCCUCGAGAAACAGGGCAACGCACUCGCGAGCAGAGAACGGGUCCUGCCCGAGACGAGGGACGAGCACACACGAGGGCGGUUGUGACUCGAAAUUCUCCUCGCAGAUGGGAAAACUGGGCGAAAGGAAUCGGGUUAUGACGGAUAACGUAGACGGCGGUGAGAACGUAGCAACGAGCGAGAGGGCCAAAUCGGAACCCCGAGCGCCGCCAGUGGAAAACCGCGGGAGGUGGGGCAGAGAAAGGCCGGCCGAAUCAGGAGGCGGAGAGGGGCUCAGGGGCUGAUGGCGCAGGACAUACGAAUCGACAGCACGAGGAGUGACAGACAGACAGACAGACGGACUCGAGGUGCCAGCGCCGGCCGGGGCGAGGGAGCAAUGCAUUCGAGCACGAGCGAGAGAGAAGGAGAGAAAGAGAGAAAGAGAGAGAGAGAGAGAGGAGACGUGGAUGCGAAUGUCGACGCGGCGUGCAGCGAGCGGGACGAGGGAGGAGCCGAGCGGCAUGACGAAAUUGGAGGCGGAGGUCGAGGCCGAGCGGCAAGAGCAGCGGAGCGCAGCAUUGGUAACUGCCAUUCCUGCAUGCCGAAGCUCGUCUGACCGGGCAUUGCCGGCAGGCAGGGCGGAAGAAGGAGAGUGGAGGAGCAGCGGGAGCAGAUCCAAGGCAGCAGAGCGAGGUAUCAGGGGCAGCGCGCACGCCGCAGCCCGCAGCGCUCGCCUCACGCCUCAUCAGCCCCGUCCCUCCUCCCUCUCCCCGUCCCGUCCCGUCCCCUCCCUCUCUAUCUCUCGCCUCCGUAUCAGAGCCCAUUGGGCUGCCAGUUGCGGGACUCGCAGUGCGGCCGUGCUCGGGGCUUGGUGCUCUCGAUUGUCGUCCGAGCCCCGGGUCCCGGAAAUCGGUUGUUCAGGAAUUUGAAUUUUUCCAGGUCAGAGAUCUUGGCGCCCGUUUGGGGCCAUCCCGUUGUAUCUCGACUGGGUGGGGGUGGGGGUGGGGAUCAGGCAAUUGUGGGGCCGCCCGGCAUGUCAUGUCUCGGCGGGCUUGCAUUCCUGCCUCGGAGAUCUGUGAGCAGUGAGCGAGUCCGAUGUUUGCCACUCUCGUGCCGGGCUUUGUCACCUGAGCAGUUGUUGUGCUUCACAACUCUCUCGAUCUCAAUCUCGUCGGUGUUGCAUUGACGCACCUCAACAUCUCUGGGUGCCUGCCGCCACUCCUUGGGGUUGGCUGCCCUUAUGUAACGUGCAUCAAAUCUGAGCUAGUCGUGUGCUCCACUGAAGAAGUUACACUUUCACUCCUCCAACUAUCUGAACUGAGUCGCGGCUUGGCUCUGCCUCUUCCCAACUUUAAACCUGACAUUGUGACUAGCAUGAUAAACGUCAGGCAAGUGGUUUGCUGGUGGAAAACAUGGAGUUGAGAUCCUGUUUCUCGACGUCUCUCAUCAUAUCUUCUUCUAGUGUGACAUGGAGUUCUCCAGGUUCGGUUGCUUGGGGGAAUACCACCCGGUGACCGUGCUUGUGGUGCAGGGUGGCUCUCGAUCACCGCCGGAUGGUGCUUGACGAGAGUGUGGAGCAGAUUUAGAUUCCGUCAACGAUCCUUGAGGAGUGGUGCAUCGUCAAGUGAUCAGAGAGCAUGGCGGGAGGGCAGCUAGGGUCUCCGAACUGUGAUGGGGUCGUCCUCAACUCGUUCAAUAGUCCUCGUUUUGAUAUAUCUGAAUUCCUAAAGACUCCCAAAGACAGCACCUCCGAAGAGCCCUUUUUCAACUUUGCAGGCUUUAACAUACCCACUCCUACAUUCAACUUGCUCAAUCCUCUCCCACCCUUCAACUCGCGUAGGAAUCCGAGGGGUGAGGGCUCAGAGCCCGACUUCAGUGCACUCUUGUUUGACAAAGGAGUUGAAAGUGAAGGAACGUCUGUAGACGAUACUCUGAACGGAGAAUUGAUCGCAUUUGACGAGAUCGAUGCUGAUAUUGCCAAAGAUUCAUUUGCACUCUUCAGUGGUACUCAUGAGAACUUUUUGAAUCAUCCCAUCUCUCCUCUAAGGAUAAAUGUGCCAUACCACUCCGCUGGAACUAGAAUCCCUUUGAACUUUCCGCCUCCCAUGUUCACACAAGGAUCAUACUUGGGUGGUGAGCCAGGCGGGCUCAUGGAAGUAGAAGAUCGUGCGCUAGCCAGUAUGGAGCAUGGGGCCUCGACCUCUGGUGGUGCAAAUCCUUUGAUGUGUCCUAGCACACCCAUGGAUUGGAGCAUGCCAAGAGAAGGGGCCCUUCAGACCAACUCAUCACAACAACACAACACUUUGCAGUGUGAUUCUUGUCAAAUUCUGCGCCGCAUCAUCCACUCUAAUGGUGUUCAAGAUACAAAGCUUGAGAUUCAUGGGUGUGAUGGUCAAAGCUACCACGCUGUGUUGCAGACCCGAUUUUGUAUUGAUGAUGGAUUUCCAGCCACUUUGGAACAACAGAUGGUUGAGUUCCCAGUCGGAAAUGCAGAGUAUGUAAAGCAAUUUUUAUUGCAGUACAGCCUUCUGCGGAGGAAGGAAGGUUUUGUUCUACGACAUGAUUCUCUCUCAGCUGGUACGGAGGGAUCUUGCCUAUCUGAUCGUGUCAUGGUUGCGUCUGCAAUCCGUCUUCCCAAGCAACUGGGUCAUAGUUCCCUACCUGACAUGCUUUGUACUUCUUCCGGUCAAAGCAAACUCCAUAGGAGUGGCAGCAUGGACAGCGGGGAGCACACGGAGACCGCAAUGACACCUGUUAAGCCUCCGAAAAGCAAUGCGGCGGCACAGAGGGAGAGGACAGGAAAGCUGAAAAUGUCUGAUCUGGCCCAGCAUUUUCAUCUCCCAAUUAAUGCAGCGGCCAAAGAGCUCGGCAUCUGUCCCACUGUACUGAAAAAGAUCUGUCGACGAAACGGCAUGCGCAGAUGGCCUCACCGCAAGAUCAAAAGUAUAGAGCGCAUCAUCGCGACGUUGGAGCAGACCAUUGCCGAAGGAGCCGGCCAAGGAGACGAAGGGAUCCGCAUGGAGAUUGCGAUGCUGAGAAAUGAACGUGCACAGCUCUGUGCUGGUCUCUUGGGUGAGACCUGACCACCUCCAACUGACUGCCACAGUUGUUGCAAACAAUCAAACUCUUAGCCGUACAAAGGCAGCAUCCGUCCGUCCUUCGCUGUAAACUCGGGAAAAAAUCAACACCUCCCAUUGUUUGUGUUUCUUAUGCAGCCUAAUCAGGGAAUUGCUAUCAAAUUCUUUAGGCCUAAGCCUGUGUUAUAUAGUGUAGAAUUUACACUUCAUGUAUGCAUCUUCUGGACCCUGCAGAAGGAGCCAAGUCUGUAAUGAGAUUGAAGGAGCCAAGUCUGUCAUGAGAAUUAUUUUGUUUUGGCACGUGGGAUCAACAUUGCUUUUUCUUACUUCACCCCAGAUAUCUUAAGAGCUAUACGGAAAAGAUUACGUACAACUGCGUGAACUCUGUACUAAACCGGGCCUCUAUUACAGAAAGGCCUGAGAACAAAUAAAAGCUCGAAAAUUGCCCUUCUUGCUACAUCCGGACCUCUGUAGGCUUCUGUGGUGUCAAGGGGCUUGACCCUCAGAUUCCAUAUACGGCGAACUACAGUUACAACUUACAUUUUGCUCAAAUGUUGAAAGCCGAAGGCUUCCUGUCCUUUUGAACGUUGUCCUUCAGUCGAAGGGGUGAUGGGAUGACUCCAGCACCACCGGACAGACUUACUCCCAUCAUCUGAUUCGACCUCUUCGGCUCGAUAUUCAUUCAAUAUAAAGUCGUUGAUUACAACGUGUUCCUCUCAUGCGCUCACUAUCUCUUAUGACCUCUAGACAACUGCCUUUCUCAAGCGAUUUAUCGUUCUGUCUAUGCCUGCGCCGCCCGCACGCCUCCAGCAGCUGCAGCAGUGACAAGCGCCGGGCCUGGCCUGGCAUGGCAGGGUGUCUGGCAUGGUGUCCAAUGCUAUUUUGCAGUUCUUACCUCCCUCACAGGACAGAAUCUGAAUGCUUACUCCAAUUAUAAGUUGCAGAAAAAAUACCUGGAUCAGCAGGACAGCAGGUACAGAACUUCAUGUGAAGCUUUUGAGAAUUCGAGUAAUUGAGUGACUAGUCCUGCUUCCUGCUUUCACAGCGCUAUUGGAAGGCACACAGCUUAUACACUAGACAUCGAGGAAAUGUAUUGCAUCAGAAAAGUGGCUUACGAUUAGGCUAAGGUUUUGCCUCAGUGAGUUUAGAUUUUCAGUAGCGAAGAAUAGCAAACAUUGACGCACCAAUACACGGCUCAGGGAUGUCGCCUGUCAGCCCUGGAACUCCAUGAAGACCGUGUGGACUUGAUUCGCUGAGGGUGUGAAAGUCUUCGGCAAAAAAUGUGUGGGUAGGGUCCAUAAGCUUGGGGGCUCCCCCAUGGAUAAUGAAUUUGUGGCAAAGUCCAUUCAAGUUGUUGGCAUCGACGUUUUGCUACCGU
This is a messenger RNA of Marchantia polymorpha subsp. ruderalis, 4451 nucleotides long. The record is from the annotation of a GenBank genome assembly. NCBI's taxonomy places the organism in Eukaryota, Viridiplantae, Streptophyta, Marchantiopsida, Marchantiales, Marchantiaceae.